AUGGUCGGCCCCAACAUUGAAUUAUCCAAUGGUGUUCUGAUGCCCCAGUUCGGACUCGGCACUUGGCAGGCUACCAAAGAAGAAGUCAAGAAUGCUGUUCAUGCUGCUCUUGCCAAAGGAUACCGUCUCAUAGAUACUGCAUUCGUUUACAGCAAUGAAGAAGCUAUCGGAGAAGCUCUGCAAGAGGCUUUCGCUGCUGGAGUUGUCAAGCGUGAGGAUCUGUUCAUUACCACCAAGGCUUGGGCUGCCUUCUUUGACCCUGCCAAGAUUGAGGAACAUCUGAAAGAUUCUUUGAGAAUGCUUCAGCUUGAAUACGUAGACCUCUACCUUUUCCAUAUGCCAGGAGCUUUCAAGGAUAUGGCUACUCAAGACCAUAACUUAACUGUUGAGCAAAUCUGGGGAGGUAUGGAAACCCUCUAUGAGAAGAAGCUCACUCGUGCCGUUGGUGUUUCUAACUGGAGCCCCAGUCAGAUUGAGAGAGUGAUGAAAGUGGCUAAAGUCCCAAUUCACAACUGUCAAAUCGAACUCCAUCUCUACUGGCCCCAGGCUGAGCUUGUUCAAGUGUGCAAAAAGUACAACAUCUCUGUAACUUCGUAUGCUUCUCUCGGAUCCCCAGGACGUGUCAACUUUACACUUCCAAGCGGACUCAAGCUCAACUGGGCUGAAUGUCCAAACCAACUGCAAGAGCCUUUUGUUCUUGAAUUAGCCGAAAAGUACAAAAAGACUGCUGCUCAAGUUCUCUUGAGAGCCCUGAUCGACAGAAAAAUUGCUAUCAUCCCAAAGUCUAUCUCUGAGCAUCGUAUUCAAGAGAACAUCGACAUUUUCGACUUCGAAUUGACUGCUGAGGAGCUCACCAAGCUUGACCAAGUGCCUUUCAGACAAAGAUUGUUCCUUCAAGACUUCCUGAUUGGUCACCCUGAAGAUCCAUUCAAGGAUGAGCGUGUGUAA
Molecule: messenger RNA, 948 nt
Organism: Auanema sp. JU1783
Lineage: Eukaryota; Metazoa; Nematoda; Chromadorea; Rhabditida; Rhabditidae
Source: the annotation of a GenBank genome assembly